AUACGGUCCGUGUAACUGCACUUCUAAGCAUUGUGCGCAUAGUCAACUCCGGCCCCAAUGCGAUUGUGGUCGUGAUUGACUGCGAGAGAUAAACAGAGAACGCGAGUUCGCAUACACAGGCGUUGUUCCAGGUGCUGGGCUGAGAGGUGGUGUGGUGUAGUGUACGGCAGGCCAGGGACAAUGCAGUCCAUCAAAUGUGUUGUAGUGGGUGACGGAGCCGUGGGCAAGACCUGUCUGCUUAUCUCCUACACUACCAAUGCUUUCCCGGAGGAGUACAUACCAACCGUGUUUGAUAACUACAGUGCCCAGACCAGUGUGGAUGGUCGCACUGUCAGUCUGAACCUUUGGGACACAGCAGGACAGGAGGAGUAUGACCGCCUCCGCACCCUCUCCUAUCCGCAAACUAACGUCUUCAUCAUCUGCUUUUCGAUCGGGAGCCCUUCCUCCUAUGCUAACGUGCGCCUUAAGUGGCAUUCUGAGGUGUCGCACCACUGCACAGCGGUGCCCAUUCUCCUGGUGGGCACCAAGAAGGACCUGCGUGAGGACAUGGAGACGGUGAAGAAGCUGAAGGAGCAGGGGCUGGUCCCCAGCACUCAGCAGCAGGGCGGGGGCCUAGCCAAGCAGAUCGGGGCAGUGAAAUACAUGGAGUGUUCGUCCCUGCAGCAGGAUGGAGUCAGAGAUGUGUUUGCCGAGGCAGUGAGGGCUGUUCUAUACCCUGUCACACGGAAGAAUGGCAAAAAGUGUGUGGUGUUGUAAAAUUAGGGCUGUUAGGACUAGGAGAAAGAGGAGGAGAGACAAGUAGAGAAAAGAAGGAAAGACAGUUGUUUAGAAAAUUUACGAGACUUUUGUUUCCCGUCUUUGUCAUCUCAUCCUGUCAAGUCUUAGAUGUCCAGGCUGAUAUUGUUUCACCAUCAUCAUCAUCUUUACUGAAAUGACGAUGACCAAAGAAGUGACCAAAGAUCUUGGUCACUUUGGAUCUGAUAUUGUUUCGCCAUCAUCAUCAUCUUUACUGAAAUGAUUCCUUGCUCCAAAUCACCACAUCUAAUUUUCUUGAUUUUUAUUUAUGUUUUUAAGAAUAUAAUGCUGAUUUUUUAGUGCUCAAGUUAUAGGGACUGACUGUGAAUAGAUGCAGACAGAUACAGCACUGUACUUUGAUCAGAUCAAAUUGACUGUCUGUACUGUAAGAAUUGACUGGCUUGCUACUGGGCUGGCUGUUUGGAUGGUUUGCAAACUGGUACCUAUGCUCCCCUUCUCCACCUCUCCUUGCCAAGCAUCGAGGAGAUAGAGAAAAGCAAAGCCUUUACAAGCAGUCCAGGCUUCCUGACAGAAGGGAGGGAGGUGGGGUGGGGGGAGUGGGGCAGGGAUCAGGUGGCUGGAGCAGACAGAGAUUAACCCUGGGAAACCCUUGCUACUGACUCUGUUAAGCAUUGUUACAGCGUUAACUUAACCAUGUGGGCUACACUUUCUUUGUAUCAAUUAUAAUGACACCACUUGAACAGUGCCAUAUUCUAAGGUAAAUGCAACAGCAGAAAUAUUUCAGGCUGAAGAUUAUCUAGAGAUGUUAGUGUUCAAGAGGUUGUGAUGGUACCUACUCACUCGCCCCCUUUUUCCAUCCCACAUCCUGGUUGUGGAAACUGCUAGAAUAGCUUUAAGAGCUUGCUGUAUGCCCUGGCCAAUGGCUGAAAAUAUCCAUUGUGACAUUGUCUUGAAAUAUGAUUGUGUCCUCAAGCAGCACUGUGAGGAAGAGAGAGGAUUGAGUGUGUGUGUUUUUUAACAUUUUGAAUUAUUCAAUUGACGGCUUUGGUCUGAUGCCUGUGGUCAUGACAUUUUGAAUUUUGAGUCAUGAUUGGUGGAGUUACUGUCACUGUCUGGGGAGGUAAUGUUGUUGAGAUGUUCCUGACGUUCUCUUUUUCUUUCUCUAGGCCAAAUAGAAUGUUAACUGGGUCACUGGGCCCAAAACUUUUAAAUCAAAACCUGUAGCUUUAGUGAUCCCCCUUGAGCCAGCCUAUCUGUCUAGCCUUGCAGGUUGCAGCAGUGUGCAAUGCAGUCCUUUAUCUACUCUAGUGCCUUGUCACAAUCAGACACUACCAAAGCUGUUGAUCAAGCUAAGAUGUCUUAUCACAGUACUAUUGGACUUGAAACUGGAUACACACACAUCUGACCAAGGCCCGGACUAGUUUUAGAAAGCUUACUCUGUUUCCUGUUAGAGGUGAACACCCUCCCUGUAAAAAUCAACCAAGAGGUAUUAAAAAAACAUAUGCUCUGUGUGUGUGCACAGCAUAUGUUUUAAAAUAUGCUUUUAAAUCGUAUACUCCAUUCCCAGCUCUUCUCAGUGGAGGGUGGUUUGUUGCCUGCAUAAUACUGGUGCAUUGAGACUAGGGCUUGCAAGGGCUUGAUUCUUGACGAAAACAUAUGGCCACACCAAGGACUAGUUUAAUUUGAUUGCAUAGAGGUAAGAAUUUUCCAGUGAAAUAGCCUGUGGGAAAUGUUUGUGGAUUUUGUUAAACAGUAACCACUGGUCCUGUUGAGGGCUAAGCAGUGAGAGAUAAGCCAGGUUUAAAUGAUAAUUUCCGAGAAGCAUUAGUGUGUUUUCCGGGUAACUGUAGAGUCUUGUUUAACUGACACAGAUCAAGUGUAGCCCACAUAAAGUGUGAUGGAUUUAACAAACUAAAAUGCAUUUAUUGGUGUAAUCACCAUGUUUUUAUAGCCUUGUUUAUAGACAGGCAUGGCAAGGCGUGAUUUUUCUGGGACAAGGCUAGUUCUGAUCUGUGUCUGGGACUAAGCCUGUCUUACUAAGCGUAUAGAUAAGAGAUAUUGUUUUGAACCACAGAAUGGUUCAUUUGAGCUAAGUGGAAAGAAACUUGAUUCUAGCUUGACAUUGUUGGAGAUUAGUUUUUAUGUGUUUAUGAUUUAUUUUGCAUCAUAACUAGCUGCAGCUAUUUUUGUGGUGUUAGCAAAGAACGUGAUGUACAAAGAAUAAUAUAAAUAAAGUAACCAAUUUACGAUAAAAUCUUAUGAGAAACUAAACAUAAAACAUACAAAACCGUUUCAAAACAAAAUAAAACCUUUAAAAUGUGACAAGACAAAAGAAGUAAUCAAGACAUUCAGCCAUUUAACUGAUUGGCAGGUGCAUUUGCAGAGUCUGUGUGAGGGAGGAAUGCUGUACUGUGUGUAAGUGAGAAAGUAGUGUUGAGCGUGUGGUAUGCUUGUUUUUUAUAUUCCUGUGUCCUGAUUUAAGCUGAACAUGCUGUCAAAAAGAAGACACCUGUUGCUUCUUAUUUCUUUGUAUCCUCAAGGUUUUUGUUAGUGUGAAUGUGCAUGAACUGUGUACUGUAUUUCUACACUUGGGAACUUGACCUGUACAGAUCUAUUUGUAAUUAUAUAACAAAUUUAAACUAAAUGAGAGGUUUGCUUUUAAAUUGUAAAAUAAAUGUAUGUCUAUAUUUGA
Molecule: messenger RNA, 3448 nt
Organism: Osmerus eperlanus (European smelt)
Lineage: Eukaryota; Metazoa; Chordata; Actinopteri; Osmeriformes; Osmeridae
Product: rho-related GTP-binding protein RhoG-like
Exons: 2
Coding region: 181-756 (191 amino acids)
Biological process (GO): small GTPase-mediated signal transduction; cortical cytoskeleton organization; regulation of cell shape
Cellular component (GO): cell projection; cytoplasmic vesicle; cytoskeleton
Molecular function (GO): GTPase activity; GTP binding; protein kinase binding
Source: RefSeq, a predicted model, not a curated record